This is a messenger RNA of Auanema sp. JU1783, 3435 nucleotides long. The record is from the annotation of a GenBank genome assembly. Lineage: Eukaryota; Metazoa; Nematoda; Chromadorea; Rhabditida; Rhabditidae.
AUGAUCCUUGAGAUGAAAAAUGUUGGAGUGUGGCUGAAGCUUUAUCCUGUAUCUAGUCAGACAUGUAGACUUCUAUCAACUAAAGUUUUAAAAUCAGGAAAUGCUACUAAUCCACUCUUCAAACCUGAUAGACCGCCACGAAAACCACGGUAUGAUGACAAGAAAUGGAAGGAAGAAACCAUUGCUGUUCUUGAGAAAAAUCUAAAAAAAGAAGCGAAAGAACUUGCACAGCUAUAUCACCUACAUGCUGCUCAAACGCAGGCUGUUCGAUAUACAGUUGAAAAUGAUUGGUCGUCCUUACUUUCAUUUUUGCAUACCAGACUUCAUACUCGUUCGACCGGCUUCAAAGAUAGAGAAGCAAAUGAGAUUUUUUCUGUAUCAUUGUUAGCUGUCAGGAAAAAUCUAAUUCGUAUUUUGGAAAAAGACGGAGAUAAUGCUUCAGAGGCAUCAGCUCUAUGUUUCUCUCUAGGUAAUAUAGUUAAUAAACUCCACAUGGAUCCUGACACUAGAGCGGUUUCCAUAUUACUGUUGGAUACUUUGACAGAAUGGGUAAGCCGAAGAAGUGUUGAUGGAGACAGCGAUGAGAUCGCAUAUGUUAUUCAUAGCUAUAAGAGGAAAAUCAGUAAAGACAUCAGUCAAUUCGAUAUAUCAAAAUGCCAUUUGUAUUAUCCGAUAGAGGAGAGGGAUGCGAUCGAUUUUUUCCUCACCGAGUUAGGAAAAAAUAACUAUCACCAGGAACUUGAAGAUUUUGGUUAUCCAGAGAAUAUGACGAUUGUGGAUUCUCUAAGACAGCCGGCUUCUACCUCAGACUACCAUGGAAACCCUUUUCAAGUGGAUGAAGUGUCGAAGGAAACUUUGCGUUCUCUGUUUGAUGAAAACAUCCGAAACGAAAAUGCGAAUUGGCUGCCAGUGAGAAACUUCGAACCUAACGCACGAAAGCCGGGAGAUCAUAACUACGCUGAAGGACUGAUAGAGAAAUGGGGUUGGAAAACCAAUAUCACCCAGAGCAUAGCUCGUUUAGAGAAGAAAAGAAUACAAUAUCCAUUGAAAAACUAUUUGCAACUUCUUUCUCAUGAUCAAAUCACGGAAGAAGUUCUGCAAGCAGUCACUGCUGCUUGUUCUCAGGGACAAAACAUGAUUCCGUAUUCAACUUUUCAGUACAUGUUAACCCAUCCCGUUAUGCGCCUUAUUCACAAUGAACUGCUUUUGAAACUUUCUGUGAAUGUAAGCGGGAUAUGGAAGAUAGUUUUCGAAGAUUACGCUGAGUUUUUCCAAAAAGAGGAGAUCAGUAGGGUGCACACACAUAGAGAUUGGUGGCGUAUCUGCUGUGAGAAGCAUGGUAUACCUCCAACAUACAAACCACCUCUCCAUUCUUUCCAAUGUGAAGUUAAAAGUCAGUUUUCUGCUUUUCUGGUUGAGGUUGUUCUGGCAGCUUGUGUCUUCCCGAUGCGGGAUGGAAGAGGGAAAGAAAUGUGGCUGAACGCAUUUGAUGUGCAGAAUGUAGCCCUGGAAGAGGAUUCAAAAGUGUUUGAGACUGGGAAAUCAGCAUUGACCCAAAUGGUUAAACUCCACAAAAAAAUGUUGGAUGAGCUGGAGAAGUGUAAUAAGUUUGCAAUAGCUUCACUGGGACUAAUCUUAAUGUUCCCGGUUCCACCAAAGCCUUGGUACGAUGGAGCUGUUGGAGGUCCGCAGUAUACCCGAGAAUGCCAGAUCAUCCGACCAAUUCUUGAAUUCAAAAAGGUUAACAUCAUGCGGGAAAUGACUUCACGUUUAGAACGAAGUCAGGCUCGGCCCGUUUUCGAUGCACUUAAUCAGCUUGGAUCAACUCCUUGGCGGAUAAACAAGGAUAUGCUGAGUGUAUUAUGCGAGGUAUUCGAAAUGUCCAAAAAUCCCACAAAGAAAGAAUUGUUCGAAACGCUCAGUGUGCCGCUUCAUGCGGAUACUGUAUCUGUACCUCGCAUACAAGAUUUCAUCCAAGAAGGGUCGGAAAAUGAAGAAGGCGUGAAAGAAAAAUGGAGAGCAUACUAUGCAGCAAAAAGAUUAGCAGAGAAAACGAAGAAUGAACAUAACUCGUUGUGGUACUGGAUGAAGUACAGAGUGGUUCUGGCUAAGCAUUUCCAGGACAAAGUCUUGUAUUUUCCUCAUAAUAUGGAUUUCCGUGGACGAGUGUAUCCUAUAUCUCCUUAUCUCAACCAUAUGGGCGACGAUGUCAAUCGGUGUAUUCUGAAGUUUGCUGCUGGACGUCCUUUAGGACCCAAUGGCUUAUCUUGGCUGAAACUGCAUUGCAUAAACUUGACAGGCAAAUUAAAAAGAAAAAGCAUUUCCGAGAGACUUCAGGCCGCGGAGGAAGAAAUGGAAGCUAUUUUGGAUUCUGCCAACAAUCCUUUAGAUGGUAGAGGUUGGUGGCUUGAGUCAGAAGAACCAUGGCAGACCUUGGCUGCUUGCUUCGAAAUAAGAGAUGCCAUUCUCUCAGGAGACCCAGAAAGUUUUGUUAGUCACCUCGCAGUUCACCAGGAUGGAAGUUGCAAUGGCUUACAACAUUAUGCUGCUCUUGGUCGAGAUAAACAAGGGGGUGAAGAGGUUAAUCUUUUACCAAGCGAGCUACCUAACGACGUGUAUUCAUCAGUAGCGGUGCGUGUGGAACAGAAGCGAGUAGAAGACGAAAACAAUGAGCAGAGCGAGUUCCAUGAAGUCGCUUUGAAGCUGAGAGAGUUUCUACCGGUCGUGGUACCUCGGAAGGUUAUUAAGCAAACCGUAAUGACUACCGUAUACGGUGUCACAAUGUAUGGAGCGGCAUUACAAAUAAAACGCCAGCUGAAAGCACUUGGAAUAGAGAGUGAAGAGAUAGCCAAGUUUGCCUCCUACCUGACUCUGCGAACGUUUGCUAGCUUGAAUGAUUCAUUUACUAGUUCAAUGCAAUUGAAGAAUUGGUUCCGUGAAUGUGCAAAGGGGACCAGUGAACUUUUACAAACCGUGGAAUGGGUGACUCCAUUGGGGCUACCUGUUGUUCAACCGUACUUGAGGUCGAAGGAUUCUCGAGGAAAAAUAUUUUUAGCUCCAGUAGGAACUAAACAAAUCGGCGCCUUUCCACCUAACUUCGUCCACUCUCUUGACUCUACUCACAUGAUGCUCACUGCACUAGAAUGCUCGAGGAGAGGAUUGACUUUCGCGGCUGUCCAUGAUUGUUUCUGGACUCAUGCAUCAACUGUAGAUGAAAUGAACACCAUUUGUAGAAAUCAGUUCGUAUCUCUUCACAAGCAACCCUUGGUGAAACAGUUUUCUGAAUAUGCCAUUUCGAAAUACUUGACUCCGGAACUUUUAUCGAAAAUGGAGAAGAAAGACCAAGAGCGCUAUUUGAAUCUGUUUUCGCUCCAAAUUCAGCCGGGAGAGCUUGAUAUUAACGAUGUGAUGAAGUCUCAAUACUUCUUCAGUUAA